This is a messenger RNA of Racocetra persica, 253 nucleotides long. NCBI's taxonomy places the organism in Eukaryota, Fungi, Glomeromycota, Glomeromycetes, Diversisporales, Gigasporaceae. The record is from the annotation of a GenBank genome assembly.
AUGGAUGAAGUUUGUUUAGACAAAUUAAAUGAUGUAUUGUGUGGGUUUGAAGAAAUUACAGUGUUACUAAGUAGAAAUACUUAUGUUACAAUUUCUUUAAUAUAUCCAGCAAUUUUCACCUUAGUUAAAACUUUAAAACUUUCACUCCAACAAUCAUAUAUUGAAUUAGCUUCAACAGACAUGAGCAAAUUAGCAAUUCCUGAUUCUGUAAAAGAAAUUAUAGAUGAUACGAAAGACAUUGGCAAAUACCAAC